CGUAUGUCCACCGCAUUGCCGCACAUACUGUAAUUCAUAACGCAUUAUUUUGAUGCAGCUUUAAUCAAAUGAUUUAAUAGCAAAUUCCUUUUUAAUCACUAAAUUGUUUAUCUUUUUAUAUUUUUUUUUAUGUGUGCUCCUCGACCGGUGUCAUCGUCUACGUCCUUUCAUGAUGUCCAUGUGUUCACAGACAUCGGAGCAAACUUGACAGAUCCUAUGUUCAGAGGGUUAUACCAUGGUUCUAAAAAGCAUCAAGAUGAUUUGCAAGAAGUUCUGCAAAGGGCAUUUGGCAUUGGUGUGGAAAAGAUUCUCAUUACAGGAGGGAGUUUAAAAGACAGCAAGGAAGCUCUUGAACUAGCUAAAACUAAUGAUGCCUUACACUGCACAGUUGGCUGUCAUCCAACCAGAUGCCAGGAGUUUGAGGCAACAGGUUCUCCAGAGCAAUACCUGGAUGACAUGAAAACAUUGAUAAGAGAAAACAAGGACAAGGUUGUAGCUGUAGGUGAAUGUGGUCUAGAUUAUGACAGGCUACACUUUUGCCCCAAAGAUGUGCAGUUGAAGUAUUUUGAAAAGCAGUUUGAGCUUGCAGAAGAAACUCGCCUUCCCAUGUUUCUCCACUCCAGAAAUUGUAAUGAGGAUUUUCUAAGCAUACUGAAACGAAACCGUGAGCGAUUCUCCAAAGCUGUGGUUCAUUCAUUUACUGGGACUGCAGAAGAAGCUCGCUCCUUAACAGAUAUUGGAAUGUAUAUUGGUAUUAAUGGCUGUUCACUGAAAACACAGGAGAAUAUUGAUGCUAUGUGUUCCAUACCAAGUGAAAGACUAAUGAUUGAAACAGAUGCCCCCUGGUGUGAGAUCAGGCCGUCACAUGCUGGUGCCAAGUCCGUUAAAACUACAUUUCCCAACAAGAAGAAAGAGAAAUGGGAAUCUGGGUACACAGUGAAAAGCAGAAAUGAACCAGCCUUUAUUAUACAAGUAUUGGAGGUGAUGGCUGCUGCAAGAAAAGAAGACAUCGGUGAAUUAGCAAAUAAACUGUACGAGAACACCAAGCAUGUGUUCUUUAACUCUUGAUGUGCACAAUCUUCA
Messenger RNA from Lingula anatina, 1083 nucleotides. RefSeq names its product deoxyribonuclease TATDN1. Gene Ontology annotation, cellular component: cytosol. Gene Ontology annotation, molecular function: 3'-5'-DNA exonuclease activity. Lineage: Eukaryota; Metazoa; Brachiopoda; Lingulata; Lingulida; Lingulidae. The record is from RefSeq and is a predicted model, not a curated record.